This is a messenger RNA of Fusarium graminearum PH-1, 864 nucleotides long. RefSeq lists its product as uncharacterized. The record is from RefSeq and is a predicted model, not a curated record. NCBI's taxonomy places the organism in Eukaryota, Fungi, Ascomycota, Sordariomycetes, Hypocreales, Nectriaceae. Bases 1 to 864 code for a protein of 287 amino acids. The transcript has a single exon.
AUGAGUUGGAUGGAUAGUUGGAGUCGCCCCUCCAAAUCCCAAGCAACCCCAGCACCUUUCUACCUAUUGCCUGGAGGAGAAGCAACACCUUACUGUCAUUCAUGCGGAAGAGUCAUCAGCACACGAAAGACUACAGCGUCGGCAAAGACCAACACGCCAGUCAAGUACUGCUCCAGCCGAUGCCGGACCCAGAAGCCCGGCAAGCUAGACCGGGAGCUUGAAAAGGCCUUUUUAAAAUUGUUGACCGCUGAAGAGCAUGCUGUUACAGAGAAGAAAUCGGCCAAGGGAACGUCUGGCAAGCACAAGAAAGGAAAGAAUAGCAAGGGCGACAAUCGGAUCCUUGUAUCGUGCAGUGCAGCGGAGGAGAUCGUCUUUGGACCAAACCGAACAUCGACAGAGGAAGGACACGAGGAAACUCACAGUGAGGACGAAACACCCCAAACAUCUGAGCCUACACACGCGAUGUCUGAGCCAAGGACAUCUGAAGAAGACCUGGAUCUCGCGGAUAUUCUGAAAGACCAAAAUGACGUUGAUGGCGAUGUGCUCGCCCGUAUGUCUGUCCGUAGUGGCACGCGCAUCCGACCAGCGCAAUCGGUUUCCCAAGUGAACGGCAGCGUGGGCGGCGAGAAGGGACGCGCAGAGAGGAUUCACGAGACGGACGAAAUGUUGGAGAAGCGCAGACAGGGACAGAGACGAGCCAAAGAGCGUGAGAUGACCAAGUGCGCAGCGCGAAGAGGUGUCGUGUUUGGAUUCUCUGUGAAUGAGGAUGGCGAGAAGCGCCUUUGUGAGGCUGUCAUGUCAGGGAAGGUCGUGGAGCCAAGUUUUGCCAAGGGGGAUUGGGCGAUACGAUGGAGGGAGUCGUAG